Molecule: messenger RNA, 4665 nt
Organism: Xenopus laevis (African clawed frog)
Lineage: Eukaryota; Metazoa; Chordata; Amphibia; Anura; Pipidae
Gene: nde1.S
Product: nudE neurodevelopment protein 1 S homeolog
Exons: 10
Coding region: 573-1622 (349 amino acids)
Biological process (GO): vesicle transport along microtubule; microtubule nucleation; cell migration
Cellular component (GO): spindle; centrosome; cleavage furrow
Molecular function (GO): microtubule binding
Source: RefSeq, a predicted model, not a curated record
CAUGAUAUUGUCACAUAGAACAGCUGUAUAGAAAACAAAGGUUUUGAAAGGGGUGGUUCAUUCGCUUCGGUUCCAGUGACAAAACAAAACCAUCCUUCCACGGUUUCGGAGGCAGGAACUCAGUUGCCCCGCCCAUUCUGGUGACCUCAAUCACUGAGCGUCGGCUGCGCUAAAAGAGGCGGGGCGCAAUGUAGCGGAAAGGAGGAAGCUUUCGGAUGCGUCUUUUAAAAAACCGGAAGUACGCUGUACAGUGAAGCUGGUGAGAGCCUGAGAGGGAUGUGUCGGGUUGGAGCGAGAAAGGAGGUGGUGCUGGUGAGGGCUUCAUGUCAAAUCGAUGCCUUCGGGCAGCUGCUCAUUCCCCUCUGCCAAUGGUAGACUAUUUAGUAAAUGUCCAAUAACUCGUCGUGAAUGAGUCAGAUCACAGUUAUCAUUUAUACCAGGGGUGUCCAAACUUUUUGCAACAAGGGCCAGAUUCAGUGAGGUGAAAAUGUAUGAGGGCCGAUCAUUCAACCUGACAUCUAUUCCGAGAAACAUUAACAUAUUUACUGCAGCUUUUUCGUGGAAAAAUUACCAUGGAUGACUUGGAAAACAUCAUCUUUAAUUCUGUGGAGGAAGAGAUAAUUUACUGGAAAAGUGUGGCCAUGAAAUAUAAGCAAUGCUCUGAGGAAGCCCAACAAGAGCUGCAGGAGUUUCAGGAGGCCAGCCGAGAAUAUGAGGCCGAGCUAGAGGCUCAACUUCAGCAGACAGAGGGACGAAAUAGAGACAUUUUCUCUGAAAAUAACCGCUUGCGAAUGGAACUUGACUCCAUUAAGGAAAAGUAUGAGGAGCAGCAUUCAGAAAACUAUAUACAGAUAUCUACACUUGAGGGAGAUCUCUCAACAACCAAAGCAGUCCGUGAUCAGCUGCAGAAAUACAUCCGGGAGCUGGAACAAGCUAAUGAUGACUUGGAGAGGGCUAAGAGGGCUACAAUAAUGUCUUUGGAGGAUUUUGAGCAGCGCUUAAAUCAAGCCAUUGAGAGAAAUGCCUUCCUUGAAAGUGAGCUGGAUGAAAAGGAAAAUGUUCUGGAAUCUGUGCAGAGACUAAAGGAUGAAGCUCGAGAUCUGAGACAGGAACUGGCUGUGCAGCAGAAGCAAGAGAAGCCUAAAUCCAAUAUGGUUAGUCCUGAAACCGAGCGAAUGGACACAUCUGUUCAAGCUUCAAUAGCCAUUCCCUUGGCUCCUUUAACGCCAUUAAGUCAAAGAGGAUGUGCUUCCACUCUGAACUCCCCGCUGUCAUUCAAAACAAGUUGGGAUGAUGGCUAUAGCGGCACCCCACUAACACCGUGUGCACGGAUAUCUGCUUUGAACAUAGUAGGAGAUCUGCUUAGAAAAGUUGGGGCUCUGGAGUCUAAGCUGGCAUCUUGCAGAAAUUUUGUACACGAGCAGUCUCCAAACAGACCGCUUACAUCCGUGUCGGCUCGAAUGAACAAAACUAGAGAAGGAAUUGAAAACCGAUUAAGUAUAGCCAGUGGAUCGUCUGUUGAAAAGGGAUUAAUAAAGCGACUGGAAUUUGGGUCAUUACCUUCAAACACACCUAUGCAGGGGAUGCGCUCUCCUCAAGGGGUAGUUAAGAUAAUAAUUUAGAAACGACAGGCUGUAAUUUAUUGUUUUUAUUGGAAUUUUACCAUGGACACUAAGCACUGGACUCGCAUCAUGCAGCACGGAUACUGGACUUCUAUGAGAGUUGGUAGGAGUGCGUGAGCUGCUAGAACAUGGACCAUUUUUAUUUUCACUGUUACUGACUUACUAAACCACUGUUUACAGUUAGCAUAUAUAUAGUCUGGGAAAGUGGUACAGAGUUGAAUUAGAAUAGUGUGCCAUAUUUCAGUACCUGGCAUGUAUUUAGAUUUCUAGAUAGUAGAUUUGUUGGGAGGUAUGUAUGUCCUUUUGGGCAGAAACAUACUCUGCUCUGAUUGCAAGAACUCUGCGGUGCAUGGCCAUUCUCCAACCCUUCUGUCUUGUGACCUAUACAUAUAAGUAGAUCUACUCAUGUGUGACCAACUGAACAUGGCUGUGCAACACUGCUGGGACUAGUUACCUAUGAAUAUUACCUUGAAUUCCAGGGAAAAACAUAAGAGAGGCUAGUAGAUAAAAAUAAAUCACCUGAUUACAUCUCCAAGCAUGACCAAAAUGUUUGGUUUCGUGGUCUUAAAGGUUGAGUUCACCAUUUUAAAGUAACCGGUCAACUGUUUUAAUGUGCUUUUUUUUUUUUUUUUUUAUUAUUACUGCUGACCUUCUAUGUUGCAUUGUUACAGAAAUGUAAAGUCCAACUUUUGUUGUUUGGGUCACUGAUUUCUUUGUGAAGCUAUGUUUAUUAUUAAUGCUUUAUUUAUUUUUCAUUCCCUCUCCUGUGCUUUCUUUCAAGCAGUUUCUAGGGACUGUAAAGCUGGCCAUAGAUGCAAAGAUCGGACUUAUCGGACCCCCCCAUCUCCCAACCUGCCACUAACUUUUCAGAUUAAGUGAAGUAGUAAAAGAACAGAUCAGCCAAUGUUCUGCCCCUGACAGCAAUCGUACGAAAGUUAUGUCCGACAAAAGUCUCCCACUGUUAUCGUCAGAUUGGCAAUACAUGCAGAGAUAUCGUCAGCCGACAAAUUUUCUAUCCUGUCCAAUCAACUGAACACUCCACACAUGAUCCAAAAAUCGUAGGAGUUGAGUAUUGGUAAGAUCUGAUCUUUGCGUCUAUGGCCAUCUUAAGUCCUAGCAUCCAGCUAUUCAUAUACAUUCCAAACUGGGCAGAUGCAGAACAAAAGGUGGUAACAUUCAAAGCCCACAAAGACCAAUUGAAGAUUGUUUAAAAAAUGUCACUGUUUACAUUAUUCUCAUUGUUUUACAUUUUGCCUACCCCGUCUUGUUUUGUAGCAUUCAAAUUAUGGAUGCGUUAAUGGCAGAGCUCACCUCCUUAUGGAAGCGUCUCCGAGCUGGUCGCAGCUCUUGCGAGAAUUCAGCAACUUCAAUCCGAAAUUUACAAUGCUUCCCAACGCUCUUACCCGCAUCUAGCGCUGACCAGUAUAUCCACCAGAGUCGCUGCUGAUAAUAUGAAUGAGGCUUUAUUAGAACAUACAGUGGGACAUUGUUGUGGCAGUGGGUGUCCAAAUAAUACUUGUGCGUUUCGUGCCUACAUAUUUGGGAGCGCGCAAGUUUUAUCUGUACACCCACUGCCAAAACAAUGUCGCGCUGUGUGUUCAAUAAAGCCACGUUGAUAUUACUAGUAGCGACUCUGGUGUAUAUACUGGUCAGCGCUAGAUGCGGGCAAGAGCGUUGGGAAGCCCCGUCUUGUUUUGGCCUGUGAAGUUUUUUGCUCAAGUACUUAUUCAAGGAGGUUAGGUGCCUUUGACUUCAUAUUAUGCCCACACUCUUUAACUUGUUUACAUGUCUAUUUAUACUUUAUUUUGCCUCAACACACCCUUAGUAAACUGUAAAAAAGAGACAUGAUUUUUUUUUCUCAUUUAGGCAGAUUUUGGUUUUCAAGUAGAGGUUUUACUGCUUGAGGCAUAGCAGAAAGUUUUCAUAGACAACUGCAUUGUCUAUGACUAGUGCAUAAUGUAAUUAUGAUGUUGUUGUUGUUGUUGUUGUUGUUGUUGUUGUUACCAUGCCCUUAACAUAUGAGUACCAAGUCCAUCCACUCUGGUUACAGGAGUGUGUAACUUUAGUGUAGCACAUGCUCACAAUGAGAUGCGGUUGGGCAUGCACUUCUUCUGCUGAUAUCCUGGGUAAAUAUCAGAAAACAGCAGAAUUUUAAAAUGAUAAAAAUGAAACUGUAUUUAAAGGAGACCUAAAGCUGAACAAAGAAUUAGGCUUGAAACUUUUAGGUUAAGCUUGAGUACCAGCCCCACGCUGCAACAUCCCUUUAACAAUGAAUAUAUGUGGCUCACAGAUUACAAUUCACAAUGCGAGGCUGAUUACACGUUAUCCUCAAAUUGAAUCUACAUUGAUAAUCUGCUUUUUAGUUUCUGAGGCAGAGACAGACGAGAAAGAUUUGGGGAGACUUAGUUGGCCGGCGACAAAUUGCCUCUUCUUCGGGUGACUUAUCUCCCCCAACUGCCUCCCCAUCAGAAUCUAAAUCGCCGGAGGGAUGGUACUCGGAGCACUUCGUUUUCCGUAGUCGCCUGAAGUUGCCUCACAAGGAAAGUCCAGGAGCCGGCGAUUUCGAUUCUAGCCGGCAGGAGAUUAGUCGCUGCACUUAACUGCAAGUUCUGCUAAUGUUUUUAUGAUUUCUUGUGUCCCAUAAGCUUAAUUUCUCAACAGCAGCCCGGAGCACAUGUUUUGUCAGUGACGUGUAUGGAUUAUUGCUGGUUUAGGGUCACUGGGCUUCUCUGCAGAUACAGUAAACUCAGAAUAUAAUGUAUAGCAUUUCUUUGCUUUUUCUUUUUAGCUUUAGUUCUCCUUUUAAAAGUAUAUACAUAGUUCAUGUUGAAAGCGCUUCAGCAUCUCCUUCUACGGCAGUGAUCCCCAUGGUCUUUUUCAUGCUUGUGUUGCUCUCCAACUCUUUUUACAUUUAAAUGUGGCUCACAAGUAAAAAUGGUUGGGGACCCCUGUUCUACGGUAUAUGCUCUUUUCCUAUUGAGAGCACUUCUGCAACUUUUGCUUACUGCGCAUUAGUUGUAAAUAAUAAAAUCAUUCUCUGGGG